AUGUUAUUCCUUAUUAUAAUACUACUUAUUCCUGUAAUCAAUGCACAAGGAAGAGGCCGUGCAUGUGGUACAAUGCAAUCGUAUUUUGCUCUUCGUGACCGUAUUGUUGGUGGUCAACUUGCAUCGGAUUAUGCAUGGCCAUGGCAAGUUUAUAUAUCAUUAAAUGGUCAAUUUAUUUGUGGUGGAACAUUGAUUACUCGUGAACAUAUUACAACAGGUGCUCAUUGUAUCGUUGGACAAUCAAAUAAUCCAAGUGAUUAUACGGUUACUGUUGGUGCACAUAAUCAGGCUCGACAAGGUUAUUAUGCUGGUACAACUUAUCGUGUAGCAUCAGUUUAUGUACAUCAAAAUUAUGUUAGUGCUGAAUAUGGAUAUGAUAUAGCUAUAAUGCAUUUAAGUCGUACAGUUGACAUAAGUGAUACUGUUAAUGUUAUUUGUUUACCACCUUCUAACUAUAAUAUACCAAUGUACGAACCUGUAGCUAUAACUGGAUUCGGUUUAACUAGUGAAGGUGGAAGUUUACCAUAUACAUUACAACAAGCAAUUAUACAACUUUUGCCAACAUGUAGUAGUGUUUAUGGAGGAUAUAAUUCUCGAACCCAACUUUGCGCAGGUAUUCAAGGAGGUGGCCGAGAUACAUGUCAAGGUGAUUCUGGCGGCCCAUUAGUUUAUCAAGCACGUAAAUCUGAUCAAUGGGUUCUUGUUGGUAUAACAUCGUAUGGUGCUGGAUGCGCUCGUGUUAAUUAUCCAGGAAUUUAUACUAAAGUUUCAGCUUACCUUAGUUGGAUUCAACAAGUCAUAUCUCAUCAUCCACCAAUUACAAAUUUCUAUGUAUCAAAUCGAAAGGAAGGAUUUUGUGUUCAAGGAAGUAUUUUGGCAAGAUCAAAAUUCUAUGGCAAUAGUCUUUCGGCUAUACUUGAUGGAGCAGCUCGACUUACUCUUCUUAGUAGAGGUGAAGAUUAUGUUAUCACAAUGCCAUAUGCUAAUUGCAAAGGGAUUCUUAUUGGUAAAUUAACUAUGGAAUUAGGUGGUAAAGUUACUAUUGUUUGUGAAAAAACUCGAUAUUCAGCUGAUAUUGAAUUUAAAUUAAAACCAUUUAUCGGUGGUCAAGAACUUACAAAUCAUAUUGAAGGAAAAAUACGACUUGAGAAAGAUGUUAUAUAUACAUUUUCCGGUCAUUGGGAUGAUGAAAUAACAAUGGUUGAGAAAGCAACAAAUACAAAAAGCGUCUUUUGGAAAGUUUCACAAUCUGUUGUCAAUUCACGAUUAAAACGAUAUGUUGUUCCAAUUGAACAACAACAAGAUAAUGAAUCAGAAAAAUUAUGGCAACGUGUUACAAUAGCUAUUAAACAAAAUGAUCAAAUAUCUGCAACAGAGGAAAAAACAAUUAUCGAAGAUGAACAAAGACGACAAAUAAAAGAACGUAAAGCAACGAGUACAGAAUGGCAUCCACGUUUAUUCAAUAUUGAUUCAAAUACAAAAGAAUGGAUUUAUACUUAUGCUGACGCACGUCCAUGGGAUGCUCAUAAUGAUAUAUCAACUUAUGAAAAUAAUUUUGUGAUUUGUACUCGUACUCGUCAUCGUGCACAUAAUAUGAAUAAUACAAAUAAAUCUUCAAGUCGAAGUAAUUUAACAAUUAAUCCUGUUCGACAAACUUCAACAUUAGCACGUGGCCCGUCACCAUCAUUAAAUAAUAUUCAUGAUGAUCAUUCACAAUCAAUAACACCAACAAAUCUGAAUCAAACAUCAUUAUUUAAGUCAAAAUUGACUGAAGACUCAACAGCAAUAUUAAAACAUCUUGAAACAACAUUAAAUCGUAUUAAUGAAAGACUUGAUACACAUGAAAAAGAUUUAAAUUUAUUAAAAAAUAAUCGAGCUAAAAAUGAAUCAAAUCAAUUUAGUUAUAUUUUACCAUAUACUCAAUAUAUACUUAUAAUUAUUGUUGCAAUCAUAUUAAAAUACAUCUUUCAAUAA
Messenger RNA from Adineta steineri, 1974 nucleotides. The record is from the annotation of a GenBank genome assembly. Lineage: Eukaryota; Metazoa; Rotifera; Eurotatoria; Adinetida; Adinetidae.